Molecule: messenger RNA, 948 nt
Organism: Alternaria metachromatica
Lineage: Eukaryota; Fungi; Ascomycota; Dothideomycetes; Pleosporales; Pleosporaceae
Exons: 3
Coding region: 1-948 (315 amino acids)
Biological process (GO): phospholipid metabolic process
Molecular function (GO): phosphatidate phosphatase activity
Source: RefSeq, a predicted model, not a curated record
AUGCCUGCUCCAACACACAGGCUCAAUUCCAAUGAGCUGUUGAACUCGCCUGGUCUCCUAGGCGCGGCGGCGCGCUUCUGGCAGCGCUCGUAUGCCUCGGAUUAUGUUGGCAUUGCCAUCUUAGUAUGCGGGUACAUACUGGCACAGAUACAAUUCCUCGCCGAACCCUUCCACCGCAUGUUCUUCCUCGACAACCUCGCCAUCAACUACCCCCACGCAGAACACGAACGCGUCCCCGUCUCCUGGCUCUUCAUCUACGCCGGCGCCGUGCCCCUCGGCGUCCUCAUCGCCUGGGCCCUUGUCCUGCGCCCCGGAACGCACAAAGCGCACGUUACAAUCCUCGGCUGGUUCAUCAGCAUGAUCCUCACCAUGUUCAUCACCGACGUGAUCAAGAAUGCCGUCGGUCGCCCCCGCCCCGAUCUCAUCGCUCGAUGCAAACCCGCUCCUGGCACGCCAGCACACCAACUCGUCACCUUUGACGUCUGCACCGAAACGAAUCAUCACGUUUUACACGACGGGUGGCGCAGUUUCCCAAGCGGACAUAGCAGUUUCUCCUUCAGCGGACUCGGCUACCUCGCCCUCUUCAUCGCAGGCCAAUGCCACGUCUACCGCCCACGCGCCGACCUCGCCCGCGUCCUCCUCGCUCUCGCACCCCUGCUUGGCGCAGCGCUUAUUGCGAUUUCGCGUUGUGAAGACUAUAGACAUGAUGUUUACGAUGUUAGUGUGGGGUCGGUGCUGGGUAUGGCUGUGGCGCAUUACACGUAUAGGAGGUAUUAUCCUGCGCUGAGGAAUCGGGGGUGUGCGGAGCCGUUUCCUAAUCCUGCGGAUGAGAAGGGCUGGGGGAAGGUCAAGGGGGAUGAGGAGAGCUUGAGGAAUGCGGAGGAGUUUGAACUUAGUGAUCUGGAGGAGGGGGAUGAGGAGGGGAGGAUGUUGAAUGGGCGGCGGUGA